This is a messenger RNA of Paracoccidioides brasiliensis Pb18, 303 nucleotides long. RefSeq lists its product as uncharacterized. The transcript has a single exon. The record is from RefSeq and is a predicted model, not a curated record. Bases 1 to 303 code for a protein of 100 amino acids.
AUGCAGUACUCUUACCUCCUCCAGAGUACUCCAGGCCUGAAAGCUGAAGGCCCAUAUUCUCCAUCAUCAUCAUCAUCAUCAUCAUCAUCAUCAUCAUCAUCACCUAGAUCCACUAUCAGUGAAUGGGAAGGAUCAAGGAGAUCGUGGUCUUCGAUUCGUGGAUGGAUUCAACGUGAAGUUUCUGGAGUCCUCAACUCCAUCGUGCUGCAGCAGGUUACGCUCCCCUUCGGGUUGGAACAGGAACAGUUGGGAACAGAAGAGGGGAACCACUCACAGGCCGGCCAGCUGAGCAAAGGACUCUAA